AUGAGCAAGCCAAUUAAUGUGUACAGUACACCUGAGUUGCGCCAGACGUUGGACGAGGCGCUUCCUGCGACUUUCCAGAGGCUCGGCUUUAAGCAGUCCUUUCAAUUGAUUGAUACGAAACUGAUUUUGGGUUACUCCAUCGCAGUCGUGGCAGGUAUUUCGUUCCUGUUGGACAAGAAACUGAAAUACGACGAAAGCCUCACAUAUCAGAAGCUUCUGGUGGCUGCAUAUGCUUUACUCUCGGGCGUGUUUUGGUGCUUCUGUAAGUACGUGGAAAAGGGCGUCAAAUACUCGGGAUCUUCGAAGGAUCGCACAAUCGUGGUAAAGACUAAAAUGGAAAAGUACAGUGUGGACUAUCAUGUCACCGUACAGGAUGAAGAUCGCUCAGUAGAAGUCAUUCUGCCCGCAAAUACCGUAUUCAAUGAAGCAGGCUACUUACAGUCAGACCGGCUUUUCGAGUGGUUCGAGCAGCAGCUUGAUUCGCUUGCGAAGAAAGCGGAAUAG
Molecule: messenger RNA, 504 nt
Organism: Lachancea meyersii CBS 8951
Lineage: Eukaryota; Fungi; Ascomycota; Saccharomycetes; Saccharomycetales; Saccharomycetaceae
Source: the annotation of a GenBank genome assembly